This is a messenger RNA of Batrachochytrium dendrobatidis JAM81, 1145 nucleotides long. RefSeq lists its product as uncharacterized. The record is from RefSeq and is a predicted model, not a curated record. The transcript is spliced from 2 exons. Lineage: Eukaryota; Fungi; Chytridiomycota; Chytridiomycetes; Rhizophydiales. Gene Ontology annotation, molecular function: ATP binding; protein serine/threonine kinase activity. The coding region runs from base 1 to 957 and encodes 318 amino acids. Gene Ontology annotation, biological process: protein phosphorylation; signal transduction.
AUGUGCAAGCUUUCCAACUAUGAACUGGCCGUUAAACUCUUUGAUGUGGUCGAAUCCAACAAUCAUAUCAACUUGAUUAUGGAACAUUGCCCAAUGGACAUGUUUACUGCACUCUGCGAGCACAAUGGCGGGAAAGGGAUCCAGUCUGUUGAUAUUGCACGUACUCUUAUUUUGCAAUUGAUUGAUGCUGUUAUGACGUUUCAUGCUCGUGGGAUCUACCAUCGGGACCUGAAACCAGACAAUAUCUUGUUGUCUCAGUCCGAGGGCAUGCUGAAAUUGUGCGAUUUUGGACUGGCUACAUUUGAUCUUUGUUCUACCGAGUUUGGAUGUGGAAGCAAAAGAUACAUGUCACCAGAAUGCUAUGAGCCACCUACCUCAGAACAGCAUCAUAUACCAUACAAUUGCGUGCUUGACGACACCUGGUCGGUCGGCAUUUUGAUUCUCAACAUUCUUGCAGCAAAAAAUCCGUGGGAGGUGGCUGGAAGAGAUGAUGCCAACUUCUGUCAGUACAUCAAUAAUCCCAUGACACUGGUCAACUCGUUUAAUCUGACUUCUAGCAUGGCUCGGGUUGUAUGCUCACUUCUUCAUCCAGAUCCUGCUCAACGUUGCUCUUUGGCCAGUGCUCGUGAAACAAUUGCCAACAUUCCAGCGUUCAUUCGCACCCCUGCAUCAGCUGUUGUCUCACCGCCUGUUUCCUGUAGACCAGCACAGCAGUCUCAGCAACUGCGGCCUCGAUACCAUUUCCCUGGUACCAAAACAAUACAAGGUACAAUUACGAAAACUCAAAUUGAGACCCCGAAAGUUUUAUCUUCAGUGCUUUGCCAAGAUGCUGCUACAGCUCGAUUGGCUUCCAUACCGGCCCCUACACCAACUAUAUCACACUCCUCACGCUUUAAAAUCUUUAAACAUCCAGCAGCUUUUCUGCAAAGCGCUGCCACUGUUUCGCUUAGCUGCUGAUCUUGUUCAGGUGAAUGGAUGGCGAGCUAAUUGUAUUAGUAUGGAUUCUGCGCACAUACCCCUUGCACUCAAUCUAUAUUUGACAGGCUUUUCAAUCCUUGUAUAUUGUAAAUAAUGUUCACUUCAACGCUGGCCUCCACUUUAUACGGGUUAUUUUCUCGUUUAUAAAUAUAUGAAAUAUCUGUUGC